AUGAGCUCGAAGGACAAAAACUUAUUCAGCGAUGACGAAAGCGAUGAUGGUAGGAAAAAGAAGAGGCUGAAAAAAGUAUCUAGUUCCUUAUUUCAUGAUGACGAUGAUGAUAAUUUUAUAAGUAAUAAAAAAAUGGAAAAAUCGAAAUCAAAAAAAAAAAGUGACGCUAUAUAUAUUGAUGAUAAUGAAAGCAAUAAUAAUAACAAUUAUAGUAAUACUAAUAAAAGUAGUAAUAGGAAAUCAUUAGAAAAUAAAUCAUCAAAAACGUCACCGAAAUUUUAUGAUAUAACAUCCUUUUUUAAACCCUCUUCAAAAAAACUUGAGGAUAAUAACACUAUGAAGAAAUCUAAUAGUAAGGAAGAUGAGAAACUUGUUGUGAAUAAUCUUAAUGACUAUUUUAAUAUAUUACAAAAUGAUAAUAAGGUUACAAAAGAAGACGCAAAAAGUAAUAACGUUAGUCCUAAAAAUGAAAUCAAUAAAUCAAAUGUUAAAAGAGAAAGAGAAAGCGAACAAUAUGAAAUUAGUAGUGAAAACGAUACAAUUUCAAGUAAAAAAAAUGUUCUUAUAUCUCCUGCAAAAAAACAAAAAACUCAAAAUAAUAAUAAUGAGGAUUUACAAAAAUUUGAUUAUUUACCUUUUCAUAAUCAAAAAUUUGUUAUUACAGGAGUAUUCAAAAAUUUUACAAGAGAUGAAUUACAAUCUAAAAUUAAAGAACAUGGAGGUAGUGUAAUGACAGCUGUAUCGACUAAAACGAAUUAUCUAGUCCAUGGGGAAUAUCUAGAAGAUGGAAGAUUAUUUAACGAAGGUAGAAAAUAUACUAAAGCUUUUGAAUUACAACAACAAAACAAAUCUAAUAUCAAAAUAUUAAAUGAAGAAGAACUUUUGAAAUUAUUACCACAAACUGAUCAAAAACAAGAAAAUGAUAAAAUAUAUGCAUCUGAUACAAUUAAAACGGAAAAUAAAGAUAAAAAUUAUAAUUAUGAAAAGAAAGAUACACAUAAUACACAAAAAGAAAUUCCUAAUCAAUUGUGGGUAGAAAAAUAUAGACCUAAAAAUCUUAACGAAUUAGUAGGUAAUAAUCAAAAUGUAAUAAAAUUACAAAAUUGGCUUGCUAGUUGGGAAGAUGUAUGUAUUAAAGGAAUAAAGAAACAAGCACAAAAAACAUUUAGAGGAAUUUUCGAAAAUGUAAAUGCAAGAUGUGCUUUAUUAAGCGGUCCAGCAGGAAUAGGAAAAACUACCACAGCCAAAAUUGUUUCAGAAGCAUCCGGUUAUAAUGUUAUCGAAUUUAAUGCAUCUGAUGAAAGAAAUAAAGCUGCCGUUGAAAAAAUUAGUGAAAUGGCUACAGGUGGAUAUUCCAUAAUGUCAUUAAAUAAUCGUAAAUUAACAAAAACUUGUAUUAUUAUGGAUGAAGUAGAUGGUAUGUCUAGUGGUGAUAAAGGUGGAAGUACAGCCAUAUUGAAAUUAAUAGAAAAAACAAAAUGUCCAAUUAUAUGUAUAUGUAAUGAUAGACAAAAUAAUAAGAUGAGAACAUUAGCAAAUAAAUGUUAUGAUUUAAAAUUUAGUAUGCCUCAAAAAAAUAGUGUAGUUAAAAGAUUGUUAGAUAUAUGUAAAAAGGAAGGAAUCAUGAUGGAACCAAAUGCUUUGGAAUUAUUAUGGGAAAGUACAUGUGGUGAUAUAAGACAAAUGUUGAAUACUUUACAAUUAUUAUCUAAAACAUAUACAAGAAUACAAUUCUUGGAUUUAAAAAAAGAAUUAAAUAAUUCUAAUAAAAAUGUACAAUCAUUAGCAAACCCAUUUGAAAUUACAUUAAAAUUAUUAAAUUUUAAUGAAUCAUCCAAAUUAAAUAUAAGAGAAAUUAUGGAUCUAUUUUUUGUUGAUUAUGAAUUAAUUCCAUAUUUUAUUAGUGAAAAUUAUACAAAUGUUUUUAAUGAAACAGAUAAAUCAUCUGCAUCUUUAAAUAAAUGGAAUGUAUUCUCACAAAUUGCACAUGAUUUAUCAUUAGCUGAUAAAAUUAAAUAUAAUAUGAAAUCAAAUAUGGAUUUUGCUCUAUUACCUCAUUUUGCUAUUUUAUCAUGUGUUUGUCCAGUUAUGAGAAUAAAAAUAUUAAAAUCAUUUAUGUCUGGAAGAGUUAAUUUCCCAACAGCAUUUGGUAAAAUUUCCACAUUUAAUAAAAAUAAAAGAUUACUAAAUGAACUAUGUUUUAAUCUAUCAUAUAAAUUAAAUGUAUGCCCUAAAUAUAUGGUCACCUCAGGAUUCUUAAAUUAUAUCUAUUUUAAAAUUAUGACACCUUUACAUAAAGCAGAUGUAAAUCAAGCUAUCCAAAUUAUGGAAGAAUACAGUAUUACGCGAGAAAUGGUAACCGAAAAUUUACCAUGCCUUAGAUUACCAAAUCAAGAAAACCUAUAUGAUAAACUAGAUACAAAACUUAAAUCAUCUUUCACGAGACUUUAUAACUCUUCACAUGUUAUCAAAAUUGAUCCUAAUUCUAUCAAAAAAGGAUUAAAAUCAAGUGAAAAAAAAACAACAUUUAAAUUAAAUGAGUUCGAGUCGGACGAAGAUAUAGAUGAACUAAGUGAAUCCAAAGAAGAUAAGGAUGAUGAUGUUCUAAUCAAAACGAAAAUAGACAGAAAGGGUACCUUAAAAUCAAAACCUUCUACAAAAGUAAAAUCUAUGAAAAAAGCCAAAUAA
This is a messenger RNA of Plasmodium reichenowi, 2688 nucleotides long. Its product is annotated as replication factor C subunit 1, putative. The record is from RefSeq and is a predicted model, not a curated record. Bases 1 to 2688 code for a protein of 895 amino acids. Gene Ontology annotation, cellular component: DNA replication factor C complex; nucleus. Gene Ontology annotation, molecular function: ATP binding; DNA clamp loader activity; DNA binding. Lineage: Eukaryota; Apicomplexa; Aconoidasida; Haemosporida; Plasmodiidae. The transcript has a single exon. Gene Ontology annotation, biological process: DNA replication; DNA repair.